Molecule: messenger RNA, 3673 nt
Organism: Chondrus crispus (carragheen)
Lineage: Eukaryota; Rhodophyta; Florideophyceae; Gigartinales; Gigartinaceae
Exons: 2
Coding region: 1-3417 (1138 amino acids)
Biological process (GO): leucyl-tRNA aminoacylation
Molecular function (GO): ATP binding; aminoacyl-tRNA deacylase activity; leucine-tRNA ligase activity
Source: RefSeq, a predicted model, not a curated record
AUGCAACAUCCGUCAAUAGCUUGUGCUCUGAGAGUGGACACUGCUCACCAAAGUUAUAUCUUUCGUUCUUGGAGUUUGCUUUUUUGUCAGGCCUGGCACCAAGCUUCCUCAAUUAUGUCGACCGUACGUCGCGAUGCCCUUCUGCAGAUUCAGAAGGAUGCUCAAGAGAAAUGGCAGUCGAUGAAGAUCUUUGAAGAAGACGCUCCCGAGGCUGGUGCAUCUAACGCGGAGCAGGAGAAGUAUCUUGCCACUUUUCCGUAUCCUUAUUGCAACGGGUUUCUUCACAUCGGGCAUGCCUUCUCCCUGUCCAAAGCUGAGUUUGUGGUGGGGUAUAAACGUAUGAAGGGUAUUAAGUGCCUAUAUCCCUUCGGGUUUCAUUGCACUGGAAUGCCAAUUCAAACGUGCGCGAACAAGCUUGCGAAAGAAAUUGACCAGUAUGGAGUACCUCCGCAAUUUCCUAUUGAGGAGUUGGAAAUGGCCCCAGUGCAAGAUCAGGCUGUGUCAUCCGGACCUGUGGAUAAAUCCAAAGGGAAGAAGGGAAAAGCAGCGAGCAAAGCUAGUAAGCAAAAAUACCAGUGGGACAUCCUCAAAGAAAGCGGAAUUUCUGAGGACAUCCUGCCGAGCUUCGCUGAUCCGCUAGCGUGGCUUGAUUAUUUCCCCCUUCAGAACGUUCAAGAUCUCACGAAGUUUGGUCUGAAAGUGGAUUGGCGGCGUUCGUUUAUCACGACCGAGGUCAACCCAUACUACGAUUCUUUCAUUCGAUGGCAGUUUAACAAAUUGCGUGCACAUAACAAAAUCAAGUUUGGGAAGCGAAAUGCUGUCUUUUCGCCCACUGAUGGACAACCGUGCGCGGAUCACGAUCGGGCAUCUGGCGAGGGUAUUCAACCACAGGAGUACACGCUUAUCAAAAUGAAGCUUCUAAGGAAUCCCGAUAUCCCGAAUGCGGAGGAACUAUUUGCCGGCAAGGACGUGUUUGUUCCUGCCGCAACGUUACGUGCUGAAACAAUGUAUGGCCAAACAAAUUGUUGGGUACUACCUACUGGUGACUACGUGGGAUAUGAGCUAGCGAAUGGUGAGGUUUUCAUCGCUUCUGCGCAUUCAGGAAGAAAUAUGGCUCACCAAGACUUUUUCGAGGAGUUCGGGAAAGCAAAGGAAAUCUGUACUCUGAAGGGUUCAGACCUCAUUGGGUUGCCCAUUAAGGCCCCGCUGGCCCAUUAUGAUGAAAUCUACAUUCUCCCACUGCUCACUGUUAGCAUGACGAAAGGAACUGGAAUCGUCACAUCCGUGCCAAGCGAUGCCCCAGACGAUUAUCGAGGACUGAUGGAUUUAAAGGAGAAAGAAGCCCUAAGAGCCAAGUUCGACGUUCAGGAGGAAUGGGUGUUGCCAUUUGAACCUAUUCCCAUCAUUGAUACCCCAGGCUUUGGGAAUCUGGCAGCUGUGGAAGCCUGCAAGCGCCACAAGAUCCGCAGUCAGAACGACAGGGAACCUCUGGCUCGGGCCAAAGAAGAAGUCUACAAGGCUGGCUUCUACAAUGGUGUGAUGAUCGUGGGUGAUAUGGCCGGCGAACCUGUGAUGCAGGCAAAGGCAAAAAUUCGCGAACAGCUUUUGUCCUCUAACCAGGCCAGGGUAUAUUCCGAGCCAGAAGGCAAAGUUAUGAGUAGAAGCGGAGAUGAAUGUGUUGUCGCUCUCUGUGAUCAGUGGUACUUAGAGUAUGGCGAACCCUCUUGGCGUGCACAGGUAGUCCAGUGCCUCAAGAAGAUGAACGUCUACGCCGACGAGACUGCCAACGCGUUCGAUGCUGUUCUUGGGUGGUUGAAAGAGUGGGCAUGCUCUCGCCAGUUUGGCUUGGGGACGAAGUUGCCUUGGGAUGAAAACUGGCUGAUUGAGUCUCUGUCAGAUUCUACGAUCUACAUGGCAUUCUACACAGUUGCGCAUAUUUUACAGGGCGGGCCGGACAACCUCGAUGGCCAUAAGACGGGGCCUGGAGGAAUACCUGCGUCAGCUGUGAACGAUGCUCUUUGGGACUACGUCAUGUUAGGACAAGGCAGUCCUGAAAAUCUCAAUGGUUUGGACUCGGAGACAGUGCGGAGAAUGAGAAGAGAGUUUUCGUAUUGGUAUCCUGUUGAUCUUCGUGUGUCCGGGAAGGAUCUGAUUGGCAACCACCUGACCUUCUUCAUCUACAAUCACGUCGCCAUUUUCCCGGAAGAGAAUUGGCCAAAAGGCAUUCGUGUAAAUGGACACGUUAUGUUGGAUGCAGAGAAGAUGUCGAAGAGCACUGGAAACUUCCUUACUCUCAGAGAUGCAAUGGGACAAUUCACUGCGGAUGGUGUUCGAUUUGCGUUAGCUGAUGCUGCGGACACGGUUGAAGAUGCAAAUUUUUCCAAGAAGCAAGCCGAUGACACUAUACUGAGGCUAUGGACACUUGUGGAUCUAAUUGAGGAAGGUGUCGAGAACGUUAAAAAAAUGCGGACUGGGCCCUUGACAAGAUUUGCAGACAGGGUAUUUGUUGCACAGCUGAACCGACAGCUGCAAGCUACUGAACGCGCGUAUGAGCAGUUAAUGUUUCGGGAAGCAGUCAAGUGCGGCUUUUUCGAAAUCAUUACUGACUGGGGGAGGUAUCGAGAAGCUGUCGGGGCUGAUAAGUCUUCUCGAAUGGCAUCAACGCUCCCCAGAAUGCACCGGGAUGUGUUCCUCCGUUUCGCAUUGUUUCAAACGGCAACUCUGGCUCCAAUCUGUCCUCACACGGCUGAGCAUAUGUGGGGACUCCUUCGCCCGAUUCUCAGUGAGCGCGAUGGCGUGUCUCAACCGGAGUCGGUCAUGCAUCUACAAUGGCCGGCUUCCGAGGUUGCGGAUGAAUCGCUCCUCGCUUCAGCUGGAUAUUUGAAUGAAACGAUAUCUCGAAUUCGAGUUGCCAUUCUGAAGCCUGCCAAGAAGAAGAAGGGGAAGGGCAACCUAACAACGACUAAACCCUCCAAAGUAACUAUUUUUGUUUGUAAGGAGGUCCCUGAGUGGCAAGAAAUCGUGCUCUCUUUUCUGCGAGAGAAUUUUGAUGAGGAGGCUUGGGAGAAUUCUCGAAAGGCCAGUCCUGGCGACGAGAAGACAUGGUGGAAAUACCCUUCGGACACACCAAAGAAGGUGGCGGCUGCUAUGCCCCCAGAGCUGAAGAAGAAUAAAAAGCUGAUGCCCUACCUGGCAAUGGUGAGGAAAGAAGUCGAGUUGGGAGGUCGUGGGGGCCUCGACCGUGCCCUAAAGUUUGAUGAGACGCGCGUACUCCGCGAAAACGCCCAAUUUGUGAAUUCUCAACUGGAGACGUUUGGCAUUCAAAAUGUGAUAGUGGACGAAGCUGCAAAUGCCCCAAACACGGCAUCGUCGGCUGAUGCAGUGCCUGGCACACCAGUAUUCCUUCUCUCAGAAUAACUAAUUCUUGAUGAUAACAUUGAAGCGUAACAGGGCACUCGGUCAGUAGACUGCGGAUUUAUAGUUGCAAAGAUAAGCUUGAGUUUAUAUUGAGUUUCAGCAAAAUCGUGGCCGAAAUAAGUCCGACUACAUGCGGGUUACGCUAAACGAUAAUCGCGAUUAUGACUUCGAACGGGUUCACUUCAAGGCCCGUUGAUAUAGAGAUAAAUAGAUUUCGACGAUAAGCAAAGGAAACUUGCGUUCCGUCAAUUGCGUA